Molecule: messenger RNA, 1617 nt
Organism: Lactuca saligna
Lineage: Eukaryota; Viridiplantae; Streptophyta; Magnoliopsida; Asterales; Asteraceae
Source: the annotation of a GenBank genome assembly
AUGUCUCGUUCUUCAUCUUCUUCUGUACAAUCACUAGCCAUGUCAGAAGAAAACCAUCACAAUUGCGCAGAUUAUGCUGAAUUGAGGAGCAAUAUGCAGAAUUUAGCAAAGUCAAGUGGUAUUACUAAAGCACUACAGGCAUUCCGUCUUAUGAGAACCGCUGCUCCUGGUAAGCCAACAAUAUACGAUUACAAUUCGUUGGUCAAUUGCUGUUUGAAAUCGGAAAAUUUGUGUUCGCAUGAUCUUUCUACCCUGUAUUCGGAAAUGAAAACACUUGGAUUAUCCCCAAAUGCAUCCACUUUCAAUACUUUCUUGAAGGGAUUAAAUCUUAUCGGGGAAUCAAAAGUUGCUCUUUGGGUCACCAUAGAAAUGUGUAAUCAUGCCUUUACUCCUUCAUUUACUUCUUUGUCAACUUUGCUCAAGAAAUGUUCAGAUUCCAUGGAAUUAGAAGAUGCAAUUACUGUUCUUGAAUUAAUGAUGGGAUUGAAUUACAUUCCAACUGAACCACAAGUGAUUUUGUUAAUUAAUCGCCUAAGCAAACAUGGGAUGACAGAAAAGGCUACCUUAGUUCUCUAUAAACUAUUAGACAAAGCUCUUUUUUACGGAUUUUGUAAAAAAAGGUUAUUUAAGGAGGCUUCAAAUUGUUUGAACAAAAUGACAACAAAUAGUCGUUUCUACCCUAAUGUGAGAACUUACACCACAUUCAUCAAGUGUCUAUGUGACAAUGGAAGGAUACAAGAGGCAUUAAGUUUGUUAGGUCGAAUGGAAAAAAGAGGAUUGGAUCCUGAUAUUGUUACAUAUAACAUAAUUCUUCGUGCUCUUUCAAACCAAAAUAUGGUUCAUGAAGUUUUUGACCUUUUUCAAACUAUCUACCAAAAGGAACUUUCACCAGAUCGCUAUACAGCUACUGCUUUAUCGGGACUACUCAAAAAGGGUAAUUUAGGAAUUGCGCGUACUCUUUUGCAUGAUAUUUUCUAUGGUGGAAGUGAUAUGGAUAUUGCGGUUUAUAACGUGUACUAUUGUCUCUUUUCUGGUUUUAAAUCCAAAGAGUUGUCAUAUGUGAUUGAAUGUAUGAUAAAGAAUGACAUCGAGCCAAAUAACAUAACAUUCAACACAAUUCUAAAAGGUUUUUGUAAAGGGAAAUCCAUGGAUGAAGCUCUAGAGUAUUUUCAAAGUAUCAAGAAACCCGAUUUGGUGUCUUUCAACACGAUUUUAUCGGCUUCAUGUAAAAAGGGUGAUUCAAAAAUGGUUGAAAAGGUGAUUGAUUUAAUGAAAGAUGAAGGUUUUAAGUUAAAUGUUGUGGGGUUUACUUGUUUAAUGCAAUAUUAUUGCAAUGUUGGAAAGCUUAAUGAUUGUUUAGAUGUUUUUGAAUGUAUGAUUUCUCAAGGUCCUCGACCCUCAAUGGUGACAAUUAAUAGUCUUAUGAUUGGUCUUUGCAAGAAUCAGGAACUUGAAGCUGCUUAUCGGGUUUUUUGUAAUUUAGAAAGUUAUGGAUUGUCAUCGGAUUCAAGAACUUAUAAGAUUCUUAUGCGUGCUGCUAAGAUUGAAGGGAAUGAUUUGUUGGUGGAGGAAUUACAAAGGAAAUGUAGGGGGGAAGGUGUGAAGCCGAAUAAUUGA